UUUUUAAGCUUCAUAUUAAAGUGUAUUUAUCGUUUAACAAGCACUGACCUGUGACAAAACUGAACAGUUUCAGUGUUUACCUUUUUAGACUUAGUGUUGUUUGGUUUAAUCUGUGUUGGCAUUUAGGUGGAGGUUAUUUUCAGUGAUAUUUAAUACUUGCCAGGUUAUUCAGACAAAGAAUUUGAUAGAUGGCUCUAUGGGACAAAAUAGUAGCAAGUGUGACAAUUUGAAAAAGAGCAUACGGAAGUCGUCGUCAAAUCUGUCAUCAAAUACGCAGAAUGGUAGUUCAAGUUCCGACGAUGAAGCAGACGGCAAAAUAAAUUUUCAGCAAAAAUCUCAGAAGAAGAAAGGCAGCAAAAAAGGAAAAAUGCCGCUGUUUAGGAAGCAAAGUACGAAAGCGAAGAAACGUCAAGAUCAUCAGCAGUAUCUGGCAAAGGAAAAUCCUGAGCCGGUGUUUGAUUUAUCCAACUGCGAAAUUGAGGAGAUUCCAUCAGGGGUUUAUGCCUUAUGCAAGGUGCUGCAAAAAGAGGUUUUGUUGCUACAUGAUAACUGGCUGAGUUCAAUACAUUCUACAAGCAACAACAUUACAGACCUCUCGGCAAUCAGGGUGUUAGAUGUUCACAAUAAUGAGCUCAGACAUUUACCUGAUGACAUAGGAGAACUUAAAUGUUUACAGGUACUAAACUUGGAGAACAAUAGACUGACCAAGCUUCCUACAACAGUAGGAAGUCUGAGUUGUGUACAGACACUAAACCUCAAGGGUAACAAGAUAAAAGAAUUGCCAGAGAGCAUUUGUAAGAUGAAAUCCCUCAGAAUGCUGGACAUUCGAGAAAACCGGAUUACUGACUUACCACAACACCUGUGCCAGGUGAAGACAUUAGAGACACUGAAUCUGGACGCCAUUUCGAUGAAAUAUCCUAAUUAUGCUACCUGCCUUUCGGGUACAGAAGCCAUCAUGAAGUUUCUUUGCUCAGAAUGUGGUAUAGAGUACCUGGCGCCCUCAAACUUUCUGCUGGAUGUAUUGGAACCACCAAAGCCCGAGCUACUCAGCCCUGAAGGUAGUAGGGCACUGCAGCAGGAGGAAAACUUUAUGGUAAACUUUUUUCUAGAUUACAUGGCAAGUUAUGCUCAACCACAACAACCAGUAAGACCACCAACUGCACCCCCACCAGAGGAAGUAUUUACCACCAGGCAGGCAUCAGUUGUUGCCAGGGGACUUAACUCUGAAUGCACUAUAUGCCUUGAUAAUACUUCUGAAGUUAUAUUUAUGAACUGUGGACACGUGUGUACAUGUAUCCAGUGUUGUGAAUCUGUUCAGCAGUGUCCUUUGUGUAGAGCAGAUAUUGUAAGGCGUGUGAAGUUAAUGGCAGCACAAGUGUAGCGCAGGGUACCAGUGGAGGUUUUGAUCAUAUUGAUCUAAAGGACUUCACGUUUCUGUUUCCCAGCAUACUUACAGCCUUGACACUCAUAUGAUAUAGUACGUGGUACACACAUUUUGUACAGUCAUACAAUUCCAAGAAACAUUUGCACAUAGUUUGUUACUUUGAUAGUAAGAUACCAUUACCACCACAUUGUAAGUUUUACAAACAGCUCUGUUUACAUUUAUAAUAGUUGCAGUAAAGCCCUUAUCGUUUGAGGUAUCAAAGGGGUGAGACAAUUACUGGAAAUAUCCAGAGUUUUGAGCAGUUCAAACAUAGUAAAAGGGCAUUAAUUGUUAAGAGUUAGUACAGAUGUUCAAGAAAGUCCAAACGCUUGAGUCAUUGAUGUUCAAGAAAGUCCGAUACGCUUGAGUCAAUGAUGUUCAAGAAAGUCU
This is a messenger RNA of Mercenaria mercenaria, 1813 nucleotides long. RefSeq names its product E3 ubiquitin-protein ligase LRSAM1-like. Gene Ontology annotation, molecular function: protein binding. The transcript has 12 exons. The record is from RefSeq and is a predicted model, not a curated record. Bases 197 to 1381 code for a protein of 394 amino acids. NCBI's taxonomy places the organism in Eukaryota, Metazoa, Mollusca, Bivalvia, Venerida, Veneridae.